Molecule: messenger RNA, 1359 nt
Organism: Lacerta agilis (Sand lizard)
Lineage: Eukaryota; Metazoa; Chordata; Lepidosauria; Squamata; Lacertidae
Gene: BID
Product: BH3 interacting domain death agonist
Exons: 6
Coding region: 150-716 (188 amino acids)
Biological process (GO): positive regulation of release of cytochrome c from mitochondria; positive regulation of intrinsic apoptotic signaling pathway; apoptotic mitochondrial changes
Cellular component (GO): cytoplasm; mitochondrion; cytosol
Source: RefSeq, a predicted model, not a curated record
UAGCGAAUCCGCUGCUCGGAGCGGAGGGGACGAAAAAGGAAAGCAAGCAGGCGGCGGGGCGGCGGGACCUGAGCUGGGCAGAGCCGCUUUGCAUGGUAGAAGCCCUGUGAUUUCCGAAGAUUACAAGUCACCUGGCUUCAGCAUCAACGAUGGACCAGGGUGAUUAUAAUAGCCCCUUUCAUGAGACACAGCUAACCAGGAUUCUCCUCUACUCCUUCCUGGAGAAGUCUUCUGACUGUGCUUUUGCUUCACGGCUUUGUGCUUUGAAAAACCAGUUGGUUUCAGAGCAGGACGAUGAUGGGGAGCUUCAGACAGAUGGCAACAGAUUUGGGCAACCUGAGGACAUCAUAUAUCCAAAUUCAGAAGAAGAGGAAAUUUUCCGGAUUAUUGGAGCUCAGCUGGCUGAAAUCGGAGAUCAGCUGGCUGCCGAGAUUGACCCAUCGUUCGUACAGAAUCUUGCACGGCAGUUUAUGGCGGAGAACAUGUCCAAAGAGGCAAUAACCAAUCACCUGUCUCAAGUAGUGAAGGAAGUUGUGCGAAGGAUGCCUUUGGAAAUGGAGCAGGAGAAAGCCAUGCUAGUGGUAGCUAUGGUUUUAGCCAAAAAAGUAGCAAACACUGUGCCAUCUCUUCUACAACAAGUGUUCAGCACAACCGUGAACUACAUCAACCAGAACCUCCGUGAUUAUGUGAACAACUUGGAACCUGAGGUGAUAUAAAAUAAAAUCCAGAGGUGAAUGAAGGGAACACAACAUGUCUACCUUUGAGAUUUUUUUUUUAACCAGGAAACAGUUAUAAGGAACUGUUUUAAGCUUUGCUUGCAAUUUUUACCAAUAGUAAUUAGUUUCAUUGUGCUGCUUACCUUGCUUUAAAGUAUGAAUUAUGAAUGACAUUUUUUUCUACUUGAAAUACUUGGUCCUGCUCUACAUUUCAGGAGGAAAAUGGCUUUUUUUCUUGGGGCCAUGGUGGGAGCAGACUGUCAUUCCCUUGCAAAUGACAAGCUUGGAGCAAAGGGUAGAUGUUCUGCCAAUUGCCAACUGGAUUAGAGUGUUUGGGAUCACUUAUAAAACUACAAAGCCUUAAUGAGCAACAGCAGGUGCUCCAACCCAACUAAGGACCCAACUUGGGCAUCAGUGAAAGGAAUUGCACUAAUGUGAAAAAACCUUAGCUUGGGAACAGUGCUGGCUAUAUAUGCUGCUAGUGCCCCAUGGUACCUAGCCUUGGAGCAACUUCAUCUUUCCAGUUGUACUGUAAACUGGCUCUAAAGAGCCAGUUGUUGUCCAGUUUUUAGCAGAUCAUUGUUAAUUCAAGUAGCUGAUAUAUGUAGUUGUGUUGCUGUUUGUAAAAUUUCAAAAAUGAAAA